GUCUGAAAUCGCAAAAGUCGCGUGUGUUAACGUCUCAUUGAAUUGAUCAAAUUCUAUAGAGCGGAAGUUUUCAUGUUGAUCUUACCUUUGAUUUUCUCGUGAUUUAAGCAGACUGAUCGUAAGGCAACCCUAAAUAAACAAAAUUUUCAAAAUGAAGGAUAUUACAGACGGAACGCCCAUACCAAAUUUCUACCGUUGUCGAUCUAUUUUCAUCACUGGGGCGACUGGCUUCAUGGGGAAAAUUUUAAUCGAAAAACUUGUUAGGUCUUGUCCGGAAAUAGGAAGUGUCUAUCUUCUGAUAAGGCCCACACCAACCAAGGAUGUCUCAUUACGUCUUGGGGAAUUGACGAAUUGCCAGGUGUUUGACUGGUUAAGACAACAUAGACCUGAUGCACUCGAAAAGCUGAUACCAGUAAGCGGCGAUGUUUCGUUACCUAACCUUGGUAUCGAAGCGUCAAUAUUACAAGAACUUGAAGAAAAUGUGUCUGUCGUUUUCAAUUCGGCAGCACGUGUCAAGUUCGACGACAACCUAAGAAGCGCCAUCGACGCCAAUGUCAAAGGUCCGAAAAGGGUGGCAAUAUUCUGCCAAAAGUUGAAGAAUCUCAAGGCGUUUGUUCACGUUUCCACUGCAUUUAAUAAUUUGGAUAAAGACGAAUUAGCCGAAGAGAUUUUCCCCACAUCUCUAGACCCUGAAAACCUGAUGAAUUUCGUGGAUUCAAUCGAUGACCAGUUGUUGGCCAGCAUCACUAAACAGUUGGUCGGCAAAUGCCCCAACGUCUACGCCUAUAGCAAAGCCCUCGGUGAGCAGUUGCUUCGAAAUCUAUGUGAAUGCGGUGAACAGAGACUUCCCCUGGUAAUCGUCAGACCUUCGAUCGUCACGGCCGCUCUGACGGAGCCCUUACCUGGUUGGAUCGAUAACUUGAAUGGACCUAGUGGAAUGAUUGUUGGAAUAGCCAAAGGACUCGUGCGAACUGUGAGAGUCGAUAGUCGGCUCGUGGCCGAUCUGAUACCAGUUGACAUUGCGAUUAAUUUGAUGAUUGCGGCUGCUUGGGAUCGAGCGAGUUCUUACACGUUGGCGCAGAUGAUUCCAGUGUACCACUGCUCGUCUGGUUCUCUGAAUCCCAUCAGGUGGGAAGAUUUUUCACGUUACGGAACACGUGCGGGCGAGAAGUUUCCGAUGAAAACGGAAAUCAUGUGGUAUCCCAGCGCUUGCCUACGCACCAAUGGUUUCGCCUUUAAAUUCGAGGUUGCACUUUAUCAUUACCUACCGGCCUUCGUUGUAGACACGGUCGCAGUGCUGUGCUGGAAAAAACCUUUUCUGACUCGGCUGUACAAGAAAGUGCAUAAGGCCAUGUCCUGUCUAGAAUUUUACACAAUGCGACAAUGGCACUUUGUGAGCCGCAAUCCCGACCUUCUUUUGGAAAAAAUGUCCGCCGAAGAUAGGAGUGCGUACAAUUUCGACGUGCGGAAAAUCAAUUGGGAGUCUUACAUGGAAAGCUAUGUUUUGGGAGUUCGAAAGUAUCUGCUCAAAGAAGACUCGAGCACUUUGGACUUGAGAAGAAGUAACUUAAAAAUGAUGAAGCGACUCAGGACGCUGAUUCGCUUAGUAAUGAUUGGACUAGUGGCGUUAUUUUUUCAUUAUCUCCUAAAGGUUUCAUCGCUUUCCUUUAUUCAUUCGCACGAAGAGCUAGCGGGCAACUAUUCGUCUACAGUUGCAGAUUUGGAAAUCGGAUGCAAUGAAACUCUUACUGCUCUUACUCUGAAGUCUCACAUUCUUCCUCAGAACUACAUUUUAGAUAAGUGUUUGUAACUUAACUUUAUUAUCAAAUUUGACUUGAUUGUUUCGAUUUUUAACUAUUUUAAGCUGUUCUUUAAAAGUGCAAUUUUACGUGCCAAAAAAUGUGCCUACAAGUGUGGAUCACUAUAUCUGUAAUCCAAUAAAUUAGAAUACAUGCUUCAAUUGUUGACCGAAA
Daphnia pulicaria is the source of this 1973-nucleotide messenger RNA. RefSeq names its product putative fatty acyl-CoA reductase CG5065. Gene Ontology annotation, molecular function: alcohol-forming very long-chain fatty acyl-CoA reductase (NADP+) activity. Gene Ontology annotation, cellular component: peroxisome. The record is from RefSeq and is a predicted model, not a curated record. Gene Ontology annotation, biological process: long-chain fatty-acyl-CoA metabolic process. Bases 152 to 1810 code for a protein of 552 amino acids. The transcript is spliced from 8 exons. NCBI's taxonomy places the organism in Eukaryota, Metazoa, Arthropoda, Branchiopoda, Diplostraca, Daphniidae.